This is a messenger RNA of Bathycoccus prasinos, 345 nucleotides long. RefSeq lists its product with no specific name. NCBI's taxonomy places the organism in Eukaryota, Viridiplantae, Chlorophyta, Mamiellophyceae, Mamiellales, Bathycoccaceae. The record is from RefSeq and is a predicted model, not a curated record. Bases 1 to 345 code for a protein of 114 amino acids. The transcript has a single exon.
AUGGCGAACAACGCACCGGGGAGGAGAACCACCCGAGCGCAAUCAUCCGCGGGGAAGAAGACGAGCAAAACGCCUCCUAAGAGUCCUCCUGUGAGUACGAAUGCGAAGAAUACGACGAAGAGAAAGAAGAAAGAGGAAAAGGAGGACCUGUUACAAGUGGAGGAAAUCGCGAAGAGAGUGAAACGAGCGUCGAUUGAGACAAAGGAGGAGGAAAAGGAAGGAGAGAAAACAAAGGAGAAAGAGGAGACCAACGAGGAGGAGUACGCGUACGCGGAGAUCAACUCCGUCUUGAAACGACUACACUUUGAAGCGAGAGAGCGAAGGCGGACGAGCAUGAGUCCUUGA